UAUCCUUAGGGCGAUUAGGGUACAGCUACACGACUACAUGUUUUUAGGAGAAGCCAUUUUUUUCGAAAUUUUUUGGUGGUGUCGGGAAUGGCCGUGUGGUAACCAAACUGGAGGGGCCCUUCCGCUCUGCGUUAACGUUAAGGCUGCAAGAAAUCCAUCGCCGCGGGCUUCUUGGUCCCGUUUUCGGAGGGAAAACGUGGCCCAAUGCGUUGCUUAAGAUGGAUUUCCCUUAGUUCUCAUAGCAGAGGCCUUGCGCUUUCGAAAUCUCCUGCGUCCGUAUCUAGAAAUGUUGGCUUACGGAUGUGCCUUAAAUGCUAGUCAUGAUUGCCAUGCACUAAUUUACAACUACAAAACUAAGUUAAAGUGUAGUUGUGCAUUUCUUACAAAACUCAACGCACUUCUUCUACUUGGGUAUUUAUUUGUUCUUAUUUGUCAUUUAGUUGUACCUACCAGCCGUUGCAUCCGAUUAAUAUACAUAGUGAAUAAUGAAAAUUAUAAGUACUGACUUUGAAACGUCCUAGGUAAAUCUCAUUCUAAUAAAUGACCACCUCCUCUAACUACCAAUCCGAUAGUGCAGAUUCGCUAUCUCCUCUCAAUACAAGUAGCAAAGACCUCUAUUAACUUAUACAAGCUACCACUCUUAAUAUCGUCCAAUAGUGAACGUGAAGAUUGGCUACCUCUAACAACUCUCAAAGGAGUUUGAAAGCAACGGUGUAGCGCCACUGAGACCAAUAUACUUCUACCAUCACCCAUGGGACGAAAAUGCCUGCAGUGACUCAAGUGAUGGCGGCGACACUAGAAGCACGACUACAACCUUUGUUACGGCAACGAGGGAAAGAGCAUUCCUGACUAGAGGCCUACUGCAUGGAUAGCUCUGCGAAUGUGAUUAUUAGGUGCUAUAAUUUUCCUAGUAAAUUAGUGGGGUGAAGAAACACCAGUCUGUCAGAAGUAACUUGGUAAGUUUUUUUCCUAAUUUGAAAAGUUAAAGUACUCUGUCCAGCAAGCCAAAGGGUCACUGCAUGUUUCACUAGUUACCAAGGGUCAUUAUAUUUAUGCACUACUAGUGUCCAGUGCCAAAGGAUGCAGGUGUCAGUCUAACUUUUUGACGAGCUGAGCAGGCGGACAAGGACAAGGACCACGACAGCUACGAGAAAUGACCCACAAGAACAAACACAAUGAGAUGAACGAGUAAGUACACACUUAAGUAGUAUACAGUGAAUGGGAAAGACCGAAUCGAGAAGGAGGCCAAAUACAACGCGGAAGACAGUGAGAACAUACGCAAUGAAGACAAAUACUACAACGAGAAGUAUGCGGCUUUACAAAGCGGGCUCAUUUUUCCUGGAGCUGGGGUUGAGUCUCUUGGCAUUGGUGUUGAUGAGAUUCCCACUUUUGGACGUCUCGGCAGUGCGAUUUCUUUUGGGGUUCCCGUUGCCCCUUUCGGCCCUUUUUUUUGAUUUAGCAAGACCUAAUCUUGUUGGAAAUCGAAAAAAAAAGUCUCUGUCUUGCUGGAAAAAAUCGACUACGGACAGACUGGUGAUG
This is a messenger RNA of Amoebophrya sp. A25, 1539 nucleotides long. Lineage: Eukaryota; Dinophyceae; Syndiniales; Amoebophryaceae. The record is from the annotation of a GenBank genome assembly.